This is a messenger RNA of Camelina sativa (false flax), 960 nucleotides long. The record is from RefSeq and is a predicted model, not a curated record. NCBI's taxonomy places the organism in Eukaryota, Viridiplantae, Streptophyta, Magnoliopsida, Brassicales, Brassicaceae.
AUGUCCCUGAAAGGAAUUCUCAAGUCGAUUUUGGGAAAACCAAGUAAAAAAAGCAAUCAUCUUCAACCUCCCAUAGCAUCUUCUUCGUCUUCUUCUACUUCUUCUUCAUCAUCAUCAUCGCCACCAACUCGUCAAUACAGCUACGAUGUCUUCCCAAGCUUCUCCGGUCAAGAUGUCCGCAGAACCUUUCUCAGCCACUUUCUUGAAGGGUUGAAAAGCAAGAAAAUUAAAACGUUUAUAGACAAUGGGAUCAGGAGGAGUGAAUCUAUCAACUCAGAGCUCAUAAGAGCUAUUAAGGAAUCGAGGAUUUCCGUUGUGAUCCUAUCUAAGAAUUACUCCUCUUCAAGCUGGUGUCUAAACGAGCUGGAAUUGAUCAUGGAGUGCAGGGACACUCUUGGGCAGACUGUGAUGACAAUCUUCUACGAUUUGGAUCCUUCUGAUGUCAGAAAACAAACCGGAGAUUUUGGAAUGGCCUUUGAAGAAACUUGUCAUGGGAAGACAGAAGAACAAAAAGAAAGAUGGACAAAAGCUUUGAAUCAAGUUGCAGUUAUUGCCGGAGAACACUCUGUUUUAUGGGCUGGUGAAGCUGAGAUGAUCUCAAAGAUUGUCAUGGAUGUUUCUAACGAGCUGCCAUCAACGGAUUUUGAUCGGUUAGUUGGAAUUGAAGCUCAUGUGAAAGAGAUGAAAUCGAUGCUAUGCUUGACAUCCGAUGAGGUUAAGAUAGUAGGGAUCUGGGGUCCUGCAGGUAUUGGCAAAACCACCAUAGCUAGAGCUUUGUACGAUCAAGUUUCCAGUAACUUCCAGCUCAAGUUUUAUAUGGAAAAUUUUGAAGGGAAGAAAAAAGUGCUUACACAUGGCACUAUCCGCUUGAAACAUUAUUUGCAAAAGGAGUUGCUCUCCGGAGUAUUAGAUUAUAGAGACAUGAAGAUACCUGACUUACAAGAAGCACAGUUAGGUUAA